AUGGAUGCUUUCAGUGAACCUGGUAAGAUAUGUGCUGCAUAUAGACCUCAUGUGUCUUCUGUAGUUGAAGAAUAUAAACAGUGUGAAAGGUCUUUCACUGAGAAGACACACCUUAUUCUCCCUCAGAGAACACAAACAGGAGAGAAUCCUUAUGAAUGUAACAUGUGUGAAAAGAUUUUCACAUGUAAGGCAUAUCUUACUGUCCACCAGAGAAUCCACACAGGAGAAAAACCAUAUGAAUGUAAUGUGUGUGGAACGUCUUUCGCUCAGAAUUCACACCUUACUGUCCACCAGAGAAGACACACAAGAGAGAAACCUUUUGAAUGUAACAUUUGUGAAAUGUCUUUCACCUGUAAGUCAAGCCUUACUAUCCACCAGAGGACACACACAGAAGAGAAACCUUAUGAAUGUAAUGUGUGUGGAAAGUCUUUCACCCGGAAGCGAAACCUUACUGGCCACCAGAGAACACACACAGGAGAGAGACCUUAUGAAUGUAACGUGUGUGGAAAGUCUUUCACCUGGAAGACAAACCUUACUGUCCACCAGAGAACACACACAAGAGAGAAACCUUAUGAAUGUAACAUGUGUGGAAAGUCUUUUUCUGGCAAGCCAGGCCUUACUGGCCACCAGCGAACACACAUAGGAGAUAAACCUUAUGAGUGUAACAUGUGUGAAAAGUCUUUCACCUGGAAGUCAAACUUCAUUGUCCACCAGAGAACACACACAGGAGAGAAACCUUAUGAAUGUAACACAUGUGGAAAGUCUUUCACCCGGAAGGCAUACCUUACUUUCCACCAGAGAACACACAGUGGAGAGAAACCUUAUGAAUGUAACUUGUGUGGAAAGUCUUUCUCCAAGAAGGUACAAUUUACUGUCCACCAGAGUACACACACAGGAGAGAGACCUUAUGAAUGUAACUUGUGCGGAAAGUCUUUUACCUGGAAGUCAUCGUUCACUGCCCAUCAGAGAACACACACAGGAAAGAAACCUUAUGAAUGUCAUAUGUGUGGAAAGUCUUUUAGACAGCAGGUAUACUUUACUCUCCACCAGAGAACACACACAGGAGAAAAACCUUAUGAAUGUACCAUUUGUGGAAAUUCUUUCACCCAGAAGUCAAACCUUACUUGCCACCAGAGAACACACACAAGA
Molecule: messenger RNA, 1149 nt
Organism: Dipodomys spectabilis (banner-tailed kangaroo rat)
Lineage: Eukaryota; Metazoa; Chordata; Mammalia; Rodentia; Heteromyidae
Product: zinc finger protein 2 homolog
Exons: 1
Biological process (GO): regulation of transcription by RNA polymerase II
Cellular component (GO): nucleus
Molecular function (GO): DNA-binding transcription factor activity, RNA polymerase II-specific; RNA polymerase II transcription regulatory region sequence-specific DNA binding
Source: RefSeq, a predicted model, not a curated record